Anopheles coustani is the source of this 2326-nucleotide messenger RNA. It is a transcript of the gene Ald1, whose product is annotated as fructose-bisphosphate aldolase. Lineage: Eukaryota; Metazoa; Arthropoda; Insecta; Diptera; Culicidae. Gene Ontology annotation, biological process: fructose 1,6-bisphosphate metabolic process; glycolytic process. The transcript is spliced from 6 exons. The coding region runs from base 133 to 1227 and encodes 364 amino acids. Gene Ontology annotation, cellular component: cytosol. Gene Ontology annotation, molecular function: fructose-bisphosphate aldolase activity. The record is from RefSeq and is a predicted model, not a curated record.
GAUCAAAAUACAGGUCUCUUGCGCUCGGCAGCUUAAAGUGUGUUUGCAAGCCUUCCAGUAAAGGUCGACGAAGUUUUCAACCAAAGCCGGUUCAGUUUCUACUUGACCAACACAACACUUACCUCAAGCAUCAUGACCACCUACUUCAACUACCCAUCGAAGGAGCUGCAGGAGGAGCUGGCCCGCAUUGCCAAGCAGAUUGUUGCCCCCGGUAAGGGUAUUCUGGCCGCCGACGAGUCCACGGCCACCUGUGGCAAGCGUUUCGCUGAUAUCGGUGUUGAGAACAACGAAGACAACCGUCGCCAGUACCGUCAGCUGCUGUUCACCGCUGACGAGCGCCUGCAGGAGCACGUUUCUGGUGUGAUUCUGUUCCACGAGACCCUGUACCAGAAGGGCGACGAUGGAACCCCACUGGCUAAGCUGCUCGCCAACAAGGGCAUUCUGGCCGGCAUCAAGGUCGACAAGGGUGUCGUCGAUCUGAUGGGCUCGGAAGGCGAAUGCACCACUCAGGGUUUGGAUGAUCUCGCUGCUCGCUGCGCUCAGUACAAGAAGGACGGUUGCGACUUCGCCAAGUGGCGUUGCGUGCUGAAGAUCGGCAAGAACACCCCGAGCUACCAGUCCAUCCUGGAGAACGCCAAUGUGCUGGCUCGCUACGCUUCCAUCUGCCAGUCGCAGCGUAUCGUCCCGAUUGUCGAGCCCGAGAUCCUCCCCGACGGUGACCACGACCUGGAGCGCUGCCAGAAGGUCACCGAGACCGUGCUGGCCGCCGUCUACAAGGCGCUGAGCGACCACCACGUCUACCUGGAGGGUACGCUGCUGAAGCCGAACAUGGUCACCGCUGGCCAGAGCUGCGCGAAGAAGCCAUCGGCUCAGGAGAUCGCCCUGGCCACCGUGACGGCCCUGCGCCGUACCGUGCCGGCCGCCGUGCCCGGAGUCACCUUCCUGUCGGGCGGUCAGUCCGAGGAGGAGGCCUCGGUUAACCUGAGCGCCAUCAACCAGGUGCCACUGCUGAGACCGUGGGCGCUGACCUUCUCGUACGGUCGUGCCCUGCAGGCUUCGGUGCUGCGCGCCUGGGGUGGCAAGAAGGAGAACGUGAAGGCCGCCCAGGAGGAGCUCAUCAAGCGUGCAAAGGCAAACGGAUUGGCAUGUCAGGCAAAGUAUGUCCCCGGUUCGAUUCCCUCGUACGCCGCUAACGCUAGCUUGUUCGUGAAGUCGCACGCCUACUAAACCUACCGCGACCAGAAGCACCUGGACGCGCACAACGCCGACACGGAGCCACCGUAUCCCAGGAGCAAUAUGGAGCGUGCGUGCGACCGAUGCGAUCCUCACUCUGCCUUCAGGACGUGAUGAUGGCAGGAUAGCUUAACAGCAAACCCAACACAAACCCGCACACAAUCGAUUGAUCACACACACCACAACCACAAACACACAGACACUCGAUCGCCCUCGGAUAAGCUAGUGUUUAACGACAUUCCACGAACGAAAGAGGAGGGAGAGAAACGCAGGGAGCCAAUUGAACCGUGGACACCGUUGUUUCGUAAACUCGCACACAAACGAUGUAGAAGAUAGAUAGAUCGAUGUGCAAUAGCAGUGCCAUGCUGAGUAGAUUCCCUCGAUUUUUUUGCCACUCCACCCCACGAAUCAAUAGAGUGCUCUCGUACAGCAAGUUGCGUUUACACAGAACCACUCCACCAACCAAAAACACAGGCGUACACUUGUUGAAUGUAGUUCGUUUUCCUUUUAAUCAUCGUCGAAUUUCCAAGCAUAGCUUUAUAUUCACGAAUGUUCAGCUUUUUUUGCUCUUUAAAUUUUUUUUUUAUAAUUUCUUAUUGGAAACUUGUUUAAUUUUUGUAUGUUUGUGUGUUUACCUUAGUAUAAAAAUAUAUACGUAUUUGUUCCUAAUCUCUAACGCCCGAGACUUAUCCUCAGUAUGCUAUCUGUGGCAAGAUCAACCGGUUAACUCAUAUCAAAAGCAUUCUGUGGUUGACUGUAGAUUAGUUAAGUAACUGGAGUGCUCCACGAAAUAAUCAAAAAAAAAAACAAGAAAAUCUGAGCGCAGUGGAGCAAUCCCCGUUUAAACUUAAUCUGCAAUCGUGCUGCUGCUUUGACGAGGACGCCAUGCUGUGUGUACAAGUGGAAUACGAAUAUCAUAAAUUCGGAAUGAAACAAAACAAAUACUAAAAAAUGGUAAAGUAAAACAAAACUGAAACGAACGCACAGCAGGGAAUGGAUGUACUCGGUAGAGCGAACCGGAUAAGAGUUACGAUUCGAAAGCAAACAGAAACAAAAAAUACUGUAUGAAAUAAAUUCGUUUGUCAAAAGUGAA